AUGGAAGUCAUAACUGAAGGAGUAAACAACAUCAACAUUAAUAACUCCGAUUCUUACAAGAAGAAUCGCAUUCAAGUUUCUAACACCAAGAAACCCCUCUUCUUCUAUGUUAAUCUCGCCAAGAGAUACAUGCAACAGCAUAACGAGGUGGAACUCUCAGCACUAGGAAUGGCUAUUGCUACUGUAGUAACUGUUGCUGAGAUUUUGAAAAAUAACGGACUUGCCGUCGAAAAGAAAAUCAUGACAUCAACAGUUGAUAUAAAGGAUGAUUCUAGAGGUAGACCUGUCCAGAAGGCCAAGAUUGAAAUAGUACUUGGAAAGACAGAGAAUUUUGAUGAGCUGAUGGCAGCUGCAGCUGCUGAAGAUGGUGAAAAUGGAGAUGCUGAAGAACAGAGUGCUUAA
This is a messenger RNA of Lathyrus sativus (Indian pea), 402 nucleotides long. The record is from the annotation of a GenBank genome assembly. NCBI's taxonomy places the organism in Eukaryota, Viridiplantae, Streptophyta, Magnoliopsida, Fabales, Fabaceae.